UAGCUGAAAACCACGCCCAUCGGAUAUUCCGAAACUCUGGAUUGGUCAGCUCGCCUUGCCACGGUGGCUUUCCUGAUUGUGAGUGAUUCUGCAUCCUAAGUAACAAUGAAAUACAUAUAUCGAAUAAGUGUUAUUGUUAACUUUCGAUUCACAUCCAUGCGUGGAUGAUUCGUGAGUGUACUGCAUGACCAAUAUUCAUAAUUUUUCGGCAUAUGAAUAUAUUUGAAUACGAACAUGUUAGAAGAGUACAUGCUCUAUUAAACUAUACAUCCCCAUCCUUGCUGUAAGCUUCGAAUUGCACUAUUUGUAAGCCUUUGAAAAUUUUUCAAAACGCCUAAUUGCAAUCAGUAAUUUGUAGAGUCAAAUCAUAUACCUGAUAGACCUACUGAACUUGAGGAAAAAUCCCAGUAAUCUUUAUUUACUAAUAUUACAAAUUUUGAAAUACGUGUUAGAUUAAAAUACUAAACAGAUUUUCAUUUUUAUAUUUGAUCGAACAUUCCGUACAAGUGGAAUAACUUUAGCCUAAGUAUUUAUUGGAAUAAAUAGAAACCAAUACUUUCAUUGGUCAUGUAUCAAUUACCUCAAUAUUUUCAAUAGAUUUUACUGAAUAAUUAUAUAUUCUGUAAUAAAUUUUCAUAAGCAAUCCAACGUGAGAAGGAAAAUAAAAUUCAGACAUUUAUUUACUACUGGCUUCAAAAACUAACGAGGUUCAUUUUGGACGGUCACAAAAAAUCAAGUUCACCACCGCCUUAUAACUAAUACGCAUGUAUGUUGCACUUAGUUUUAAUGUAUCCCGUUUUUUUUUUAUACCACUUUAUGUCCAAAUUACACAGAAGUCAUCAAUUGAUAUACACAACUACAUCACUCAACAACUACUUUUUGCAAUCCAUACAUGUGCAUAUAUAACUAAUUUUGCAAACUUUCACUUCAAAAGUGUUUUGGAGAUAGUCAAGCUCCAGCUGUUUUCAUUAUAGUUUAUCCGCAGUUAGAGGAAGGAAAUAAUUUUCUGUUUUCAGAAUUUCAUAUAAACCAUUAGUUAGUGGAUGUCGAAGGUAAUACAGUGAAAAAAAAAAGUACAGAAUACCUGUACAUACCUUAGUUUUGAGGAAAUAAUUUCCCAUCAGUUCAAUUCGUGGUACAUAAAUUCGGAAGGGACUUCCAGUGAUGCCCUUACCAGGCCAAAAGCCCCGAAAUUCGUUCAGAGAUCCGACAGGUAACCCAAGUGCCCCUGGGGCUUCACCCUACCCGACAAAUAAUCAUAUAUCUUCGCUUGGAAUGCUUACUCUCCUCAUGCCCCUGCUCCCAAUCCUUCCAGUUAACCUCCUUACGGUGCUCAGCAGCAGACAAACUCCUGGCCUCAGUCAUAUAAUCAAAUGCCGCAAAAUGCUUCUUCCGCCUCCUAUUCUCAAUUGACAAAUUCUGGUGCCUAUCCAAGUCUUCAGAAUCAGAAUGCUUAUCCGGCUAGAAAUCCUUUUUUCGGCUCCACAUUCCUUACCCAUUACAUCCAAACCACUCUGCUCCGUCUUCACAAAAUCUAAGUCCUUAUCAGCGCCAUUCCAGUCCUUAUAAUCGGACAUGAGCCAUUGCUUCAUAUCCUGGUAGUGCAGGUCCUUAUCCUCAGAGCACGAAUUCUUGGCCAAAUAGCGCCAACCCAUAUCUUUGACAUACAAGUUCGAGUCCCAGUGUGUGUAAUCCUGGGGGACAAGGUACGGGGGCCGUCUAUAAUCAAUACGCUAAUGUAACUACUUCUUUGCCGCCGCGGCAUGCAACCUUGGCUCCCCGCAGAGCACAGUGGAAUGUCAAGCCCUCCCCAACAGUCGUUGCUUACUUUCUAUUUAUCGCAAACACAGAUGCAAGGAAGUUGAGAGAGGCGAUGACAAGAUUGGGAUCCAGCGAAGUAAUCGUGAUGGAUAUAUUAGCAAAUCGUACUAAUCUACAGCGACAAAAAAUUGCUGAAGAGUAUAAAACUCUCUAUGGAAUGCUAUGAUGAUGCCACUACCGCAAUAUUAUGCUAAGGAACUGCAUGAUUCUAUGCGUGGCUCCGCUACUGACGACCGUCCUAUCAUUGAGGUUCUCUGCACGCUGUCCAACGAUGAAAUUAAGAUGAUUAAACAGGCUUACAACUCCAAGUAUUCAAGAAGCUUAGAAUACGAUAUCAGCGGAGAUACUACAGGUAGUUUCAAGGACCUGAUAUUCCCCCUGUUCAUUGCUGAUCGUGAUGAAUCGUUUGAUCUGGAUCCAGCGGAAGCUCAAGAAGAUGCUCGCGCACUUAUCGGGAUUGGAGACUUAAGUUUUGGAAGUGAGAAAUCUACGUUCCUCAAAAUUUUGGCCGAAAGAAGCUUUACCCAGUUGCAGCAAAUAUUCAUAGAUUACGAGAGUAUGGCUGGACAUGGAAUUGAAAAGGCCAUUGAAAAUCAAUACUCUGGAGAUAUCAAGGACGGCCUUCUUUCUGUCAUAAAAUGUCUGAGAAAUUCACCUGUAUUCUUUGCUGAGCAAUUUUACAAGACUGUGCAGGGACCUGAAAUUGAUGAUAAAGAACUUAUUCGACUAAUCGUAACUCGCUCUGAAAUUGACAUGCGCGAGAUCAAGGAAGCGUUUGUUGAACUGUAUAACGAAUCUCUGGAAAAUUAUAUAUCGGAAGACUGUUAUGGCUGCUACAAGGAAUGUCUCAUUACUCUUAUUUCUUAAAACCUUGAAUUGGCUUUACCAAAAAAUCUGUCCGUCACACGUAACUACAUUAUUCUAUCAUCUCAUCUGCUCAUUAAUAUCAUGCAUUUAGAGCGAAGAAGUGCAGCUUCUAGCUGUUAAUAAUAUCGUAGCUGCGUAAUAUUUUUCUUUUAAAUUGACUGCUUUGUGUUA
Neodiprion fabricii is the source of this 2859-nucleotide messenger RNA. Its product is annotated as annexin B9-like. Gene Ontology annotation, cellular component: cytoplasm. Gene Ontology annotation, molecular function: calcium-dependent phospholipid binding; calcium ion binding. Lineage: Eukaryota; Metazoa; Arthropoda; Insecta; Hymenoptera; Diprionidae. The transcript has 9 exons. The record is from RefSeq and is a predicted model, not a curated record. The coding region runs from base 1984 to 2688 and encodes 234 amino acids.